Molecule: messenger RNA, 2586 nt
Organism: Calliphora vicina (urban bluebottle blowfly)
Lineage: Eukaryota; Metazoa; Arthropoda; Insecta; Diptera; Calliphoridae
Product: probable ATP-dependent RNA helicase DDX43
Exons: 5
Coding region: 83-2221 (712 amino acids)
Molecular function (GO): RNA helicase activity; RNA binding; ATP binding
Source: RefSeq, a predicted model, not a curated record
GAGAUUCUUGUAAAACGAGAAGAAAUUUCGCAAUUUUUAAAAAUAUUUCAGAUAAUUAAAGAAAAAGUAAGCCCAUUUUAAAAUGUCUGACUGGGAAGAAGACGAUAACUGUAGUAGUGCUGUGCAAACACAUGAACAAGAUUUAAAUCUUAGUGGCGGGCGAAGAAGCCCGGCCUCAAGUAGUCGAUGGGGACAAGACAAACGAAAUGACGAUUUUGGUAAUCGUAGAGAGCAACGUGGUCGUGAUGGUGGUAGAGGUGGUAAUGCUAGUCGAAAUUUUGAGUUCAAAGAAACCAUUGACUUGCGUAGUGAUUGUAUUGGAAUGAUUAUUGGCAGAGGAGGCUCCAAUAUUCAACGUCUACAAACGGAUUAUAAUGUUCGUGUUGAUCUUGAUAAAGGAAGUGGCACCGCCACAGUGUCUGGUAACAGUGAAGGUGAUGUUCAAAGUGCAUUGAAUAGUAUUAAGGAUCAAAUGGAGAAGUCCGAAAACCGCGGAGGUGGAGGAGGACGUGGUAAUGGUGGCACUAAUGGCGGCGGUUACCGUGAUAGGGGCAAUUCCUAUCAAAGCCGCUAUAAUGAGCCGAGUGAAAAUAGUGAUUCUUAUGGAAGAGGCGGUAGCGGUGGAGGCGGAAAUUAUCGAAAGCCUGAUAAUGAUUUCUAUAGUGGUGGUGGCGGCACAACGUUUCAGGAGGAAAGUAGUGAAGAUAAUGGAGGCAUAAUUGACUGGAAAUCAUUAAAUGAAAAAGCCGAAGUUGCGCGAAAGAAACGAUGGGCAAUGUGUCCAACUCUAACAAAGAACUUUUAUCAAGAAACCCCUGAAGUGGCUAGUUUGUCCAAUGAUGAAGCACAACGCAUACGUUUGGAAAACAAUAAUACAACCGUGGCUAGAGUCUUUAAAGGCGAGGAGGGAGAUUGCGAUAAAAUUCCAAAUCCUGUAUGGAAAUUUGAACAAUGCUUUGCUGCCUAUCCGGAUCUGCUGGCUGAAAUUAGAAAACAAGAUUUUAAAAAACCUUCACCCAUACAAGCCCAAGCUUGGCCCAUACUUUUGAAAGGUGAAGACAUGAUUGGCAUCGCUCAGACCGGUACUGGCAAAACAUUGGCCUUUCUCUUGCCUGCCAUGAUACACACAGAAUAUCAAAGUUUACCACGUUCCGAGAGAGGAGGGCCCAAUGUAUUAAUUAUGGCUCCCACGCGUGAGUUGGCCCUACAGAUUGAAAAGGAAGUGAAUAAAUAUCAAUUUAGGGGUAUGAGGGCCGUUUGUGUGUAUGGUGGUGGCAAUCGGCGUGAUCAAAUUGGAUGCGUUGAAAGUGGAGCUGAAAUUAUCAUUUGCACACCAGGCCGUUUGAAUGAUCUUAUACAGGCUAAAGUUAUCGAUGUUGCCACUAUUACCUAUUUGGUACUGGAUGAAGCCGAUCGUAUGUUGGACAUGGGUUUUGAACCACAAAUCCGUAAAAUUUUAUUGGACAUACGUCCUGAUCGUCAAACUGUGAUGACUAGUGCCACCUGGCCGGCAGGCGUUAGACGUUUGGCGCAAAGCUACAUGAACAAUCCCAUUCAAGUGUGUGUGGGUUCUUUGGAUUUGGCCGCCACUCAUACAGUGGAGCAAAUAAUUGAAAUAAUGGAAGAAGAAGAUAAAUUUUAUACUGCUAAACGAUUUAUCAAAAACAUGAAACCGGACGAUAAAAUUAUAAUAUUCUGCGGCAAAAAAGUGCGAGCUGAUGAUUUAUCAAGUGAUUUAACUUUAGAUGGUUACAUGUGUCAAUGUAUUCAUGGAUCUCGGGAUCAGGCUGAUCGUGAACAAGCAAUUGCCGAUAUUACUUCGGGCGAAGUAAAGAUUCUUAUAGCUACCGAUGUGGCAUCACGAGGUCUUGAUAUCGAGGAUAUAACUCACGUUAUAAAUUUCGAUUUUCCACGUAAUAUUGAAGAAUAUGUUCAUCGUGUUGGUCGUACAGGACGCGCUGGUCGCACUGGUACUUCAAUCAGCUAUAUAACACGAUCCGAUUGGGGUAUGGCUCCAGAACUAAUAUCCAUACUCGAAGAGGCCAAUCAACACGUGCCAGAUGAGUUGCGUGACAUGGCCGAACGUUUUGCUAAAAUGAAGGAAAGAAAAAAUGAGGAAAUGGGCAAGUUUAAUAACAUGAGAGGUCCCCGUGGCGGUGGUUAUGGCGGACGAAGUGGAGGAGGUGGCGGCGGAGGUGGCCGUGGUGGACGUCGUUACUAAGAGAAUCUCUGUGGUUUUAAGUAUAUUUUAUAAUCAUGUUUCUUAAGAAAUUAUGAAUUUAAAAAAUUAUAAAAUAUACUUCAAAAAUAAUGCUAUUUUCAUAAUCAUGUGUAUGAUAAGAAAAUAAUAUCCAAAUAUUCCUUUUUUUAAUAAUCUAUUAUGUAUAAAUUUUCGUUUAUAACAUUUAAAAUAACCAACCAGCCUGUUUUUAAACAAAGAAUUUAAUUUUUUUUUUGCUAGUGUGACGACAAUUGAAUUCAUUUUUUAUUUAUGCUUUUAUUAAUGUAGAUUUUUUGUAAUAAAAAUAAAAUAUGAACUAAAUAAAGUGGGUAAAACACAUGCGAAUUUCUGUUCUUAAAAGAAAA